This is a messenger RNA of Pestalotiopsis fici W106-1, 1554 nucleotides long. RefSeq lists its product as uncharacterized. NCBI's taxonomy places the organism in Eukaryota, Fungi, Ascomycota, Sordariomycetes, Amphisphaeriales, Sporocadaceae. The record is from RefSeq and is a predicted model, not a curated record. The transcript has 6 exons. The coding region runs from base 1 to 1554 and encodes 517 amino acids. Gene Ontology annotation, molecular function: transmembrane transporter activity. Gene Ontology annotation, biological process: transmembrane transport.
AUGACCGUACCGACAGAUCACGACGUCUUGGAAGCGGCGGACGCGUCAACGUUGCCCGACGAGAAGAAGCACGACACCACAACACAGACACAAGCUGACCCUCCAAGCCAGGCAGGACCACAACAACCGGAACAAUCCCAUCUCCAUGGACUGAAACUCGUCCUCCUCAUUACCCUUCUAUACUUGGGCAUCUACCUUGUAGCUUUGGAGCUCACGAUGCUGUCCACCUUGGUCCCAAUAAUGACGGACCAAUUUGGAAAUGUGACCAACAUUUCGUGGUACUCUUCAGCAUAUGUUUUGUCCUUAUGUGUCUUCACGCCUGUAGGGGGCAAGUUAUACAGCCAACUACCCGUCAAACUCGUGUACCUAUCAUCAAUUGGCACCUUUAGCAUCGGUCUUCUGGUUUCCUCGCUGGCAAGAUCGAGCCCCAUGUUUAUAGCCGGCCGAGUGAUAAACGGAAUAGGAGCAGCAGGCCAAUUCGGAGGAGCUUUGCUACUGAUCGGUCCUUCUUGCCGGCCCGAGAUUCGCCCCGUCGUGACUGCGGGUGCCUUCUCAAUAGUACCUGUAGGGUCCAUGACUGGUCCUAUUAUUGCUGGAGCACUAGCGGCUCGUGCAGGGUGGCGCUGGUGCUUUUGGAUGCUGCUAUUUAUGAGCGGCUUUAUCAUAAUUUGCGCCUCGUUGAUGAAGCUGCCAGAGAAGGCCAGUAAGCCACCCAUUCGACAAGGGCUGAAGGCACUUCCGAGUAAAAUUGACCUAGUCGGAUUCGUCUUGUUUGCCUCGGCUGCCGUGAUGCUUCUACUCGCUCUGACGUGGGGCGGACAAGCUACGAUAUCUUGGUCAUCGGCUACCAUCAUCGGGCUACUUUGCGGUGGUGGAGGAGCUACACAGGCAAUCCCGUUCUUCCUGCCAUUAUGGUUUCAGGCCAUCAAAGGUGAUAGCACCGAAGAGAGCGCACUUCACAUACUGCCAUCCCUGAUUUCCAUGGUCAUUGCCACCAUGGCUUGCGGAUCAUUGCUGCGGAAGCUAAGAUAUAUCCCGCCUUGGGCUAUCAUCGGCGGCUUGAUCACUAGUAUUGGGUCUGGUCUUUUAACGACGCUUACCCCCGAGACAUCAACAGGGAAGUGGAUAGGGUAUCAGAUUGUUACCAGUUUUGGGCGCGGAUUAGCCUUCCAGAUUCCAAUCACUUCUGUCCAAGAAUUUGUACCACCUGCCAAACACGCCAUAUCAAUAACGUCUAUGAAUCUCUUUAUGCAACUGGGAAAUGCUGUAUCGGUAUCAGCUUCUCAGACUAUAUUCAACAAUCGACUGCCUGCUCUUCUCUCUCGGUAUGCACCCGAAGUAAACACCACCAUGGUGUUGCAAGCUGGAGCUACUCAAGCUCGCCACCUUAUACUGCCAGAGCAGCUGCCUGGCUUCUUGAAGGCAUACAACCAAGCCAUAACGAGUAUCUUUUAUCUUACCACCUCUGUCGCAAUUUUGUCAUUCCUAGUUAGUUUCGCCUUGGAGUGGAAGAGAUUAGACAAAGCGCCGGCCAAGCCCAAAUCCAAUGUUUGA